Molecule: messenger RNA, 1227 nt
Organism: Ectocarpus sp. CCAP 1310/34
Lineage: Eukaryota; Phaeophyceae; Ectocarpales; Ectocarpaceae
Source: the annotation of a GenBank genome assembly
AUGCUCUCCUCGCAAGGGACGGUAGUGUUGGGGGAGGAGCGCCGGGCCGCGGCAACAGUGGCCGCCGCAAGGGUGGCGGCGGCGGCGGCGGCGGCGGCAACCAAACGGGGAGAGGGGGUGGCGCGAAGGCUGGUGGCGGCAGCGGAGGCGGCGACGNCGUGCAAGUGCCGGCGGGGGGGGGCGUCUGCGGACGCCACAGCACUGGACGUGGCAGAAGAAGCGCCGGUGGUCGGUGACAUCUCAGGCGAGUGUCACAAAGUCGUUGGUCGACGGGGUGUAGAGCAGGCUAGGCCGGGCAACGCGAAAGCGUCCAGCACCCCCGUUGACGUCAACGAUUUCUACCGCGCCCACGGCCACUCCCACGAGGUGCUGCUGAGGACCACGGCGAAGCAGCAAGGGACGACGCUGGUGGGCGAGCUCCGGGAGUGCCUGGGGUGCUCGACGGCGAAGGGGCUUUCCAAGCCCAUCCCCAACAAAACGUCGACCCGAGCAGUUAAGAAACUGCAGCGAGUUUUCGUGGAUUUGAGUGGAAAAGCUAGGGUGCAGAGCUUGGGGGGAAAGUGGUACACUCUCAUUGUCAAGGAUGAUUACACAAGGUGGAACCGUGUCUAUUUCCUGAAGCACAAAUCAGACGCCGCUGAGGCAUUCGAGAGGUACCUUGCAGAAAACCGGGCAGACGGUGCCCCGUCCGAUGUGAUAGUCGUAAGAUCCGACAAUGGAGGAGAGUUUUUUGAGGGAGAGAUCGGCAAGGUGUGCCGGAAGUACUGCAUCAAAGAGGAGUUCACCGCCGCACACAGCCCAGAAUACAACGGUGUAGCUGAGAGAGCAAUGGGUCUGAUUAAGGAUGCAGCACUAGCCGCCCGUAUACAAGCGCCAACUCUUUACCCCCUAGCACCGAACUAACCCUCCCUUUAGGCCGAGGCCAUAGCUUGGGCAUGCAAGGCCCUGAGCUGCACCUCCACCACAUCCAACCCAGAGAGGAAAUCGCCGUACGAAAUGUGGCGCGGGCACCCUCCCCCGCCGAGGGCGACGAACCCGUUCCUCAAACCUGCCGUAUACAAGGUCAAGCGCACGCACGAGUCCGAGCCGAAGCCCAAAAGCGUUUUUACCUCGGCCCGGGAAUCAACACCAACCGUGAUUAAGUGCGCAUCCUCAACGAAAAACGCCAAGCGAUCACAACUCGCAACUUCACCUGGCAAUCCGUGCCCGCCGCCCCCGCCGCCCUGC